AUGGAGAAACAAAGGCAUCUGCAACCCAACACUGCAACAGUUUCUGAUGUUUACCAACCAUCUAUAUCAACUGUGGGUGAAUUCAGCUUCGUUUCAUUUAAAACCUCAGACUAUCAGUCUGCUUUCAUUCGCGGUGCAGCAGGAGCUGUGGACCAGGAUUCAGAAAACGUGCCCAGCAAGGGCCACAAGCUUGGGGAGCAGAGUCAGAAGGUGGGUGGGGCCCAGAGUCUCCAUCUCAAUAGUCCUGUCCUGUUCCCUGGUCCAGGGCUCCGUGAUUCCUUGUACUGUGUCCUGGGCUACCUGGACUUUCUGGCCCUGGUGAGCUUCACUGUGGCUUUCCUGGCCAGGAGGCUGCCCGACAGCUUCAAUGAAGCCAAGUUCAUCACGUUUGGCAUGCUGGUGUUCUGCAGCGUCUGGGCCUCCUUCCUUCCCGCAUACCAGGGCACCAAGGGGAAGGCCACAGUGACCACAGAGAUCUUCUCCAUCCUGGCCUCCAGUGCCGGGCUUCUUAGCUGCAUCUUCAUCCCAAAGUGUUAUGUCAUCCUGCUGCAGCCUGACAGGAACAACCGGGAGUGA
This is a messenger RNA of Tachyglossus aculeatus (Australian echidna), 576 nucleotides long. RefSeq names its product vomeronasal type-2 receptor 26-like. Gene Ontology annotation, molecular function: G protein-coupled receptor activity. Gene Ontology annotation, cellular component: membrane. The transcript is spliced from 5 exons. Bases 1 to 576 code for a protein of 191 amino acids. Gene Ontology annotation, biological process: G protein-coupled receptor signaling pathway. Lineage: Eukaryota; Metazoa; Chordata; Mammalia; Monotremata; Tachyglossidae. The record is from RefSeq and is a predicted model, not a curated record.